This is a messenger RNA of Aphidius gifuensis, 3047 nucleotides long. RefSeq names its product probable ATP-dependent RNA helicase DDX10. Bases 160 to 2589 code for a protein of 809 amino acids. The record is from RefSeq and is a predicted model, not a curated record. Gene Ontology annotation, cellular component: nucleus. Gene Ontology annotation, biological process: rRNA processing. The transcript has 5 exons. Lineage: Eukaryota; Metazoa; Arthropoda; Insecta; Hymenoptera; Braconidae. Gene Ontology annotation, molecular function: ATP binding; nucleic acid binding.
UCUGCUCUCAGUCUACACUCUCUAAAUUAAUGUUUACACGUGUUUUUUAAAGCUCAUAUAAAUAAAAAAAUUAAAUGUCAAAAAAGUGUCUUAUUAUUACUCCAAAUAUUGUGUUAAUAAAAUCGCCAAUAAAAUAGUGUAAAAUAUCUACAUAAAAAUAUGGCUAAAUCAAAUAGACAAAAAGUACGAUUAUAUCGUCCAAAGAAAAAAGCUAUACCUGAAGAACAAGAGAUUGCUGAGCUUCAAUCAAAAUACAAAAAUAUUAAUGUAUCAACAAUCAAGACAUUUGAUGAUAUACCAUUGUCAUCAAAAACUAGAAAAGGAUUGAAGGGUAAAAUAAAAAUUGACUCAAAGGAAUAUGAAUAUAUUAACCCAACUGAUAUACAAAAGGAUGGUAUUUCUUGUGCAUUGGCUGGUAAUGAUGUUUUGGCAUCAGCUAAAACUGGAAGUGGUAAAACUCUUGCAUUUUUAAUACCUGUAUUAGAAAUUCUUUAUUGCAAAAGAUGGACACGAGAUCAUGGACUUGGUGCUAUAAUAAUAUCACCAACCCGUGAAUUAGCUGCUCAAAUAUUCAAUACACUUAAGGCUAUUGGACACUAUCAUGAAGUGUCAGCUGCUCUGAUAAUUGGUGGUCAAGGUUUAAAACAUGAAUCAAAAAGAAUUGAUCAAUGCAACAUAAUAAUAUGUACACCAGGAAGAUUACUUGAUCAUAUGGAUAAAAAUCCAUUGUUUGAUUGUACAUCAAUGCAAAUUCUUGUACUUGAUGAAGCUGAUCGUUGUCUUGAUAUGGGUUUUCGAGAACAAAUGAAUGCUAUUAUUGAAAAUUUACCAGAACAUAGACAGACAUUAUUAUAUUCAGCUACACAAACAAAAUCAGUUAAAGAAUUAGCAACAUUAAGUUUAAAAAAUCCAGUUUAUGUUAGUGUUCAUGAACGUUCAACACAUGCAACACCUAAAGAUUUAAAGCAGUAUUAUACAAUAUGUAAACUUGAAGAAAAGAUUAAACUUUUAUGGUCAUUCAUAAUCAAUCAUCGUAAAUAUAAGUUGAUUAUAUUUUUUUCAACUUGCAAAGAAGUUAAAUUUAUUCAUGAUGCAUUUCAUCGAAUUAGUCCUGGUUUACAUUUAGCAGCACUACAUGGAAAACUCAGUCAACCAAAAAGAUUAGAAGUUUAUGAUAAAUUUUGUAGUAAACCAGAUGGUGUUUUAUUGGCAACUGAUAUUGCAUCACGUGGUUUAGAUUUUCCAUGUGUUGAUUGGGUUGUACAGAUGGAUUGUCCAGAGGAUACAAAUACAUAUAUUCAUCGUGUUGGUAGAACAGCUAGACUUGAAAAAGGUGGUGAAUCAUUACUUGUAUUAUUAUCAAGUGAAGAGAAAAUGAUUCAAUGUUUAAAACAAGCUAGAAUUCCAAUAAAAAAAAUUAUUGUACCAGAAAAUCAUAUUAAAAACUCAUCAAUACAACAAAAAUUAGAGUCACUUCUUGCCAAAGAUAAUGAAUUGAAAAAAACAGCACAACGAGCAUUUAUUUGUUACAUGAGAUCUGUUUAUUUUAUGAAAGAUAAAAGUAUAUUUGAUGUUACUGCAUUGGAUACAGAGGCAUAUGCUAAAUCACUUGGUCUAUUUUUUGCACCAAAAAUGACAAUUAUUGACAAAGCAAAUGUUAAAAAGAAAGUUAACAAAAAUUAUAAUGCUAAUGAUGAUGAUGAUGAUGAGAUAAAUGAAAAUAAAUUAAAAACACGUAAAUCAGAUGAUGAAGAAUCCAACAGUGAUGAUGAUUUAAGAAUGAUUAAUAAAAAAAAGAAAAAAAAUAAAGCUCCAGUUAAAAAUGAUGAAAAACUUUUUAAUAUUGAUGAAAGUGAUGAUGAUGACUUUUUAACUAUUAAAAAAAGGAAUGUACAAAUUGAUGAUAUUAUUGAUGACAAAGAAAUGACAAAAGAAUCAUCAGUUAAUGAAUCGAAAUCUACAAAUAAAAAAAAACCAUUAACAAAACCAGCUCUUGCUAAAAAAAUAUUAAAGAAAAAAAUUAAAGCAAAUAAAAAAAUAGCAUUUGAUGAAGAAGGAGCACCAAUUAUUGAUCCAACUAAAGAAAAAGUAUCUGAAUUAGCAAGAAAAUAUGAUGAUGAAGAUGAUGAAAAAUCUGGAAUUGAUAUUGAACAAGUCAAGCAAAUUCUCAAGGAGGAAGAUAAAUUUGAUAAGCAAAGAUUUAGAGAUAAAAUUAGAGCUAAACAUCGUGAAGAAAAAAAAAAAGCCAAGGCUGAGAAAAAAGCUGGUAAAAGUAAAGAGGAAGAUGAUGAUGAUGAUGAUGAUAAUGCUGUUGCUGAAAAUCAUCCAAGACUUGCUUCAGGAAGUGAAGAUGAUGAUUCAGAUGGUCCCGAUUUAUCUUGGUUGCCUGAUCCUGACAAGAUUUAUGGUCCCAAAAAAGAUUCUGAUGAAGAAGCUGAUGAUUCUGAAGAUGAAGAGAUUGAACAAGUUCACAGACCACCAAAGAGGAAACUUGUCACAAUAAAAGACAUCAAGGAGAAACAGAAAAAACAGAAAGUUAAUGAUAUUGUUGCUGCAGAAGAACUUGCUCUUCAAUUUUUAAAUAAUUAAAAAAUUAUAAAAAUGUUUAUAGAUUUAUAAUGAUAUUUUUUUUAUAAAUUUAUUAACUUUUUUUUCUUUUAAUCAAUAAAUAUCGUUUAUGUUUUGAAUCAUAAAAAUAAAAUCUAAGUUUUCGUGUUGAUUAUUUUGACUUGGAUUGGAGAAAUUAAAUUAUUAAUUAUCACAUAAACUAUAGCUAUACAGCCUAAUAUAUAUUCUAAGGAAAAAAAAAUAAAAAAAAAGGAUUUUAAUUUAAUCAAAAAUAAUUAUCAAUAUCUACUUGGAAUUAUAUUGUUGCAAAUAAUUUAAUUUAAAACUAUACAUAUUAUUUUGAAUAAUAUUUUAAAAUUAUUUAUCAUAUUAAUUACAAGAUAACAAAUAAUAGAAAUAUAUAUUAUAAUUUUUUUUCUUUUUUUAAAUCAUUUUGAAGACAAGAAAAUAACAGGUGAAUAAAAAUAAAUUAAUUGCAA